Messenger RNA from Ctenocephalides felis (cat flea), 1081 nucleotides. Its product is annotated as dual specificity protein phosphatase MPK-4-like. The record is from RefSeq and is a predicted model, not a curated record. Gene Ontology annotation, molecular function: protein tyrosine/serine/threonine phosphatase activity. Gene Ontology annotation, cellular component: nucleus. Gene Ontology annotation, biological process: protein dephosphorylation. The transcript is spliced from 8 exons. Lineage: Eukaryota; Metazoa; Arthropoda; Insecta; Siphonaptera; Pulicidae.
UGCGGCAAAAGAUGAAAAAAAUACUUUGUCACCUGAAAAUGAUCUCUUCCUAUUUUUCAUUAGUAUAUUAAUUGAAAUGGAAAAAGUUAGGAAAGAAGCUGUGUUAACUCGGGAUGAUUUUGAUGGUGGGCCGGUUAGCCUUGAUCUAAUAGAAGAAAAUUUAUAUUUAGGUAAUGUUACAGCUGCAUGUGAUAUUCCCACUUUAACAGAAUUGAAUAUUAAAUAUAUUUUGACAAUAGAUUCAGUUCCAUUACCUCGACAUAUAACUGAAAAUGAAAAUUUUAUUACCAAAUAUAUUCAAAUUACUGAUAUUCCUAAAGAAGAUAUUUUAUCAGUAUUUGAAUGCACAAACAUGUUUAUAUCUGAAGCAUUGGACAAUAAUCUAACAAUAUUAGUACAUUGUUAUUAUGGAAUGUCUAGAAGUGCAGCCAUAAUUAUUGCAUAUUUUAUGAACAAAUACAAUUUACAAUAUGAGGAAGCAUAUCAAAGAGUUAAAUCAAAAAGAAACCUCGUAAGCCCAAAUCCAGGGUUUAUUACGCAGUUGAAGCUUUAUGGCAGUAUGGGUUCGAAAAUAGACAGAACGAACAAUAAAUAUAAAAUGUAUAGGCUUAAAAUUGCUGCAGAUAAAGUUAGAAAAGUUAAAAUAUUACCUCAAAGUUGUAUGGAGCUCAUACAACCUGAUCCAGCAUUAUUGCAAGAAAGGCCUGAUCCAUUAGUUUAUAGAUGCAGAAAAUGUAGAAGAAUUUUAGCUUGCCAAUCAAAUGUAAUUACACAUAAAAAAGGAAAAUCAGUCUGUUCCCAAACUUAUUUCGUUGAACCAAUUGCAUGGAUGAAAGAAGUUACUCAUAACACUCAAGGUAAACUGUAUUGUCCUCAUUGUAAAAAUAAACUUGGCAGCUUCAAUUGGCUUAUGGGUAAGAUUUCUUGAUGCUUAUUUUCAACCAUAAUAUGUGUUCUUUUAUGUUUCCAUAUCGAUAGGAUGCCAAUGCCCUGUGGAACGAAAGUGUCACCUGCAUUUUAUCUAGUCCCUUCAAAAGUAGAAUGGUCAAAUGUUGUUCAAAAUAUAGAAUCUACAAUAUAG